Messenger RNA from Spinacia oleracea (spinach), 2263 nucleotides. Its product is annotated as probable ADP-ribosylation factor GTPase-activating protein AGD11. Gene Ontology annotation, molecular function: phospholipid binding; GTPase activator activity. The transcript has 10 exons. The coding region runs from base 543 to 2012 and encodes 489 amino acids. The record is from RefSeq and is a predicted model, not a curated record. NCBI's taxonomy places the organism in Eukaryota, Viridiplantae, Streptophyta, Magnoliopsida, Caryophyllales, Amaranthaceae.
CUCCAUUUUCUAAUUUAAAAGUUCUGAAGAACUUUUUAUUUAUAAUUUAUUUAUGAUGAUUUAAAAAUGCCUGAAAACGUAACCUCAAAUUCCAGCAAAAUUCCCUUGCAUUAAAGUGGUGUUUAAUGGCUUUCCCCUGUUAGUUGAAAAUUAAAUAUUGAUAAAGAGACAUCCACCCACAAAUCCACAAUUAAACAUAACAAAUUAUUGUUCCAAUAAAUUCUUCCCCAUUUUUUUAUUUUUAUUUUUUUUGUGAAAAAAUACAGCAAAAAAGCCAAAGAACAGAUUACCCAACUCAUCUUUCAAGAUUCCCAAAUCUUUGUUCCAUUUCCAAAUCCUAUUAACACUAAAAUUCUUUCCCAUGAAUUCCCUUAAUAUUCAUUUUAUUACAGUAAUUUCAUACAAAUUCCUUGAUUUUUGUUGGUUUAAUGGGUGGUUAAGGAGUCUAAUUUUCUGAAAAUAUCUCAUUCAUUUUACGAAAUUAUUAAUAAGAAGCCUUAAAAUGGUGGUUCCUUUAAUGAUGGAAAAGUAAAUAAGUUUUGAUGGUUUCAUUUUGUUGUAAAGUAAGGCCAGAUAUGAACACCCAACAAGAAAAUGUAGAUACAAAAACUCAUGUUCGAGGUACCUCUCUCUACGAACUAUUACAGGCAGAAAGAUUACAAUCAGAACAAGAACAGGCAGAAAAACUACAGCCAGAACAAGAAUGGGCAGAAAAACUACAAUCAGAACAAGAACAGGCAGAAACACUACAAUCAGAACAAGAAAAGGCAGAAAGACUACAUUCAGAACCAGAUCAGGCAAAAAGACUACAAUUAGAAAAAGAACAGGCACACAAGAAAUCCGGAAAACAACACCAUAGGAAAACAUCAGCAGAAAAACCUUGUAAAAGCAGCAAAUCAAAAUCAGAAAAGCAUGGCCCACAAAAGAAGUUAGAGCAACUGCUAUCUCACUGUGGCAAUAGACACUGCGCAGACUGUGGCAAUCCAGAACCGAAAUGGGUGUCUAUGGGUGUUGGGGUAUUCAUAUGUAUCAAGUGCUCUGGUAUUCACAGAAGCCUUGGAGUACAUAUAACAAAGGUUUUAUCAGUGAAGCUGGAUGAUUGGACGGAGGACCAAGUAGAUGCCCUGGAAGAAAUGGGAGGAAAUAUAGUAGCCAACAAAAAGUAUGAAGCCUGCAUUCCUGGAAACGUAAUUAAACCAAGACCAGAUUCCGCUAUAGAGGAGCGCUCUGACUUUAUCAGGAGGAAGUAUGAGCUACAACAGUUUUUGGACUCAGAUGAGUGCAUAAUGUGUCCAUAUCCACGCCCUACAUGUUCAUCAACCUAUCGAAGUGCAUCAACCUAUCGAAGUGAAUCAACCAAGAAUCUAAUGCUAACACUUGAUAAGAAACACAUAGAGAAACAAGUAAGCAGCCUUCGUAUUCCUGGAAUUGGGAAUGCGCUUCGUAGUGGCCGACAUAACUGGAAAAAGAAAGACGAGCAUAAACAUUCCAAAGACUGUGAUUUGAUGGCAUCACAGCCAGGUAUGAUUGAGUUUGUCGGACUGAUAAAAGUAAAUGUGGUAAAAGGCACGAACCUUGCUAUCCGAGAUAUGGUGUCUAGUGACCCAUAUGUGAUCCUGUGUCUGGGACAACAAUCGGUGAAGACUCGUGUUAUAAAAAACAACUUGAAUCCAGUGUGGAAUGAAAAGUUGAUGCUUUCGAUUCCAGAAAGUGUGCCUCCCUUAAAAUUGGUUGUGUAUGACAAGGACACCUUCACAACAGACGAUUUUAUGGGGCAAGCUGAAAUUGAUAUCCAACCUUUGGUCUCUGCUGCAAGAGAUAUAGAGCAGGCAAGACAUAAUGAGUCAACCCUACUUGGGACGUGGGUAGCGAGCAGCGAGAAUACACUUCUAAAAGACAGCAUUAUAUCCCUUAUAGAUGGGGCAGUCAAGCAGCAAAUGUCUAUCAAACUGCAGAAUGUAGAAAGAGGAGUCCUAGACCUCGAGCUCGAAUGCGUCCCGCUCACACAAUAGAAGGGGUUCCUGAAGUAUACGAGUGAGACCCAUCAAAUGUCACGUACGUAUAGUCGUAUAGAUGCUUGAGUUGUAUUUUUUGUAUACAGGAUAGUUAGCUCUGAGCUUACUAGUAAGGAAAUGUAAAUCCCUCGUUUUGUUGUGUGUCUGUUAUUAAGUGAAGUAUGUAACGUUGUUGGUUAGAACUUACAAACACACUGAUGUUAUAGAUCUCGUAGUAAUCACCAAGUAUAGACGCCUACAUUUGUCCA